AUGCUUUUUGCUCCCAAGUCAGCGUCCUCUUGCCCCUCCAUUGACACCCUUGAUGGCGUCUCCGUUGAGUUUGUCGAUACGUACAAAUAUCUGGGCUUUUGUGCCAGGGUCUCUGCGAGUGCCGACACCGUGAAUAAGUAUGUGGUUGCUAUGCGGGCUCAGGUGGCUCCUCUGACCCAGGACUACAUGGCUCAGUUUACCCAGGAGGCCGAGCAGCUGAAGGCUCGUCUGGAGAAAGAUCUGACCACCGUGAGCACCAGCCUGCAGCCCAUUGCCGAUGAGAUGGUGGCGCAGCUCCAGAGGCAGGUGGAGGAGAUGAAGAAGGAGGCUGCCACCUACGCUGAGGCCAUGGACCCCCAGGCCCUGAAGGCCGCCCUGCUGCAGAAGAGCCAGGAGAUGAGGGAGCAGCUGGACAAGAGCGCGGCCCAGCUGCAGGCCCAGAUGGUGCCCUACACCGAGGAGAUCAAGGAGAAGAUGGAGAAGAGCCUGGAGGAGUUCCAGAGGAGCAUGGUCCCCCUCACCCAGACCUUUGAGACCCAGGUGAGCCAGAAGACCCAGGAGAUCCAGCAGAACCUGGCCCAGAGAGGAGAGGAGCUGAGGGCCCAGCUGGACGCCAGCGCUCAGGACCUGCAGAGCCAGCUGUCCGUCCUGCUGGAGGCUUUCACCCAGAAGACCCAGUAA
This is a messenger RNA of Notothenia coriiceps (black rockcod), 681 nucleotides long. Its product is annotated as apolipoprotein A-IV-like. NCBI's taxonomy places the organism in Eukaryota, Metazoa, Chordata, Actinopteri, Perciformes, Nototheniidae. The coding region runs from base 1 to 681 and encodes 226 amino acids. Gene Ontology annotation, molecular function: phospholipid binding; cholesterol transfer activity; phosphatidylcholine-sterol O-acyltransferase activator activity. Gene Ontology annotation, biological process: acylglycerol homeostasis; cholesterol efflux; cholesterol metabolic process. The record is from RefSeq and is a predicted model, not a curated record. The transcript has 2 exons. Gene Ontology annotation, cellular component: chylomicron; high-density lipoprotein particle; extracellular vesicle.